Apis laboriosa (Himalayan honeybee) is the source of this 1150-nucleotide messenger RNA. It is a transcript of the gene Pex14, whose product is annotated as peroxisomal membrane protein PEX14. Lineage: Eukaryota; Metazoa; Arthropoda; Insecta; Hymenoptera; Apidae. The coding region runs from base 236 to 1063 and encodes 275 amino acids. The record is from RefSeq and is a predicted model, not a curated record. The transcript is spliced from 5 exons. Gene Ontology annotation, biological process: protein import into peroxisome matrix, docking. Gene Ontology annotation, cellular component: peroxisomal importomer complex; peroxisomal membrane. Gene Ontology annotation, molecular function: signaling receptor binding.
UAUAUAUAAAUUAUAUUUUAAUCGAAUAAAAUACAAAGUUCAAUAAUUUAUUUGAUAAAUUUUUAAAACUCUUUUAAUAGUCAAAAUAUAGUAUACCAAGUGUUUAUAUCAACGCUUGCGCGUUGUAAUAUUUUCGGAUACAUGUGUACUCAGUAUUGCAAAAUGAUUUGCAUAUGAAGAAACUGAAUAUUUCGUUCGUAGUUCUUCUUCUACAUAGUACUUCAUAGUACAAACAAUGAGUGACCAAGAUGGAAAUAAUAAUAACCUUACUUUGAGGGAAAAUUUAGUAAAAACUGCAGUGGAAUUUCUACAAAAUCCUAAGGUACAAAAUAGUCCUAUAGGACGUAAACAAGAAUUUCUUCAAAGAAAAGGUUUAACUGAAGAAGAGAUUAAAAGAGCAUUCAAAUUAGCUUCUAUAGAUAUAACAAUUGAUCAAAAUGUUAAUAAUUCAAAGGAUUAUACCGUGAUUCCUAUUCCACAAGGUCAUAUGUAUCCGUGCUUUCAACAAAUAUAUCCAUGCCAAAUAACUAUUUUCCAAAGAAUAAAAGAAUUCUUCAAUGCUACUGCCUUAAUUGGUGUUACUAUAUAUUGCGUAUAUUGGUUCUAUAAGAAAUUUAUUGAACCAUUGCUAUUUGGCCGGAAAAAGAAAGAUAGUAUAAAAGAUUCAGUCACUGAGUUAGAUAAGAGUAUUCAAAAUUCUAUGAAAGAAGUAAAACAAUCCAUUUCAAAAGUCGAGGAAGAUGUACAAAAAUUGACACAAAAUCAAUCUAUGGAUCCAAUGAUACCUCAAUUGGUACAAGAAUUGAAACAAGAUUUAGCUAGUCUCAAAUCUUUACUUUUAUCAAGAAAACAAUUUCCAAGUGCACCAACAUCAGUGCCAACAUCUAUAUCUAUACCAACAUGGCAAUUAGAUGCUGCAGGUACAAGUCAAGAAAAAGCAACUGAACGAGAAGAUGAUGCUGGAAGUGGAAGUAGCGCUAAUAACUCGGAUAGUUCUCUAGAAAUGAUCCGCGAAGAUCCACCUAAGAAAAGUCUAAAGGAAUUAGUGUUUGUUCCGCAUUGAUUAUUAGCGUCGAUGUUCCAUCUCUGCUGUUAAAGGCCUCACAUAUUGUUUAAUAAUUUUUAUGAAAAUAAAAAAUUAAAUACAAAA